Cladophialophora psammophila CBS 110553 is the source of this 1068-nucleotide messenger RNA. RefSeq lists its product as uncharacterized. Gene Ontology annotation, cellular component: nucleus. NCBI's taxonomy places the organism in Eukaryota, Fungi, Ascomycota, Eurotiomycetes, Chaetothyriales, Herpotrichiellaceae. The transcript is spliced from 2 exons. Gene Ontology annotation, molecular function: DNA binding. Gene Ontology annotation, biological process: double-strand break repair; DNA recombination. The coding region runs from base 1 to 1068 and encodes 355 amino acids. The record is from RefSeq and is a predicted model, not a curated record.
AUGGCGUCGACGUGGGUUAUUCGGCUCGUCCAGGCCGACAAAAGCAGUGGCCCGAUUUUGAUCAAAGUGGCACAAAAGGAAGGCGGCCAUGAUCUCGACCUCGACCUUCUUGCGACGGACGGCGAAGCAGCCUAUGCAGGUAAAGUCAGGCAACGUAGCCUCAAGAAAUUGCGAGCGAGGAACUAUGACGGAACUGACGAAGACUGGGCCAACAUCAUUGCCUCCAUUCUCGGCGCGAAAUCGGACGUCUCAAUCAGCAUCCAGCAGAAGAACAACCUCGAGGCGACGUGCUCAAUAUCUGGCAAGGAUCCCAAAAGCACCCUGUCCAUCGAGAUCAACCAUCGCGUCGAAGAGAUCACACAACGCCUUGGGACUAUCGACUUGGCUCAGACGGAAGACACCGACGAUGUUGACCUCUUUGGCUGGGCAUCGCAGGCAGUCGAGAAGCGAGACGACUUACAAACAGACAUAACAAGUCUGAAAGAGCAGGUCAAGACAAAAGAUGAGGUGAUCAAAAGUCUACAGCAACAGAUUGACGAGCUAGUGGAAGCCAAAGCCGAGCAUGAGAAGCAGAUGCUUUCCAAAUUUGCUCUGCUCCUCGACGAAAAGAAACUCAAAAUUAGGAACAUGCAACGGGUCCUCUCCACUGCGAAGACUGAUGAGAAAAAGCUGAAAGAGUUACAAACCGUCAUUGGGAAUGGACCAGCUAGUGUGCCGCGCCGGAAAAAAAGACCAGCUGACGACACCGAUCGGGAUGAAGAUGAGGAAAGUGAUGGUUUCGAGACUUCAGGUCCGGAACCAGUCACUCAUGCCGAGAGCGAGCCUGACUCUCCCACAUCUGGUGACUCGCCCCCGACACCUUCAGAGCGUGACGAGGACACGGACGAGGACAGCUUAAAUGGAACAGCAGCAUAUUCGAAUCAUCCAAGAACACGAGAAAUGGAUUCAGCGCAGGAUCGAGGACAGGGCCAGACACAAGGUAAUGAACCAAACAGAGAAAUGCCCCAGGCUGCAACGACGGCACAGGCCGACGACGAGGAGACGGCAAGUGAGGAUGACGAACUGUGA